Messenger RNA from Globicephala melas (long-finned pilot whale), 8312 nucleotides. RefSeq names its product neuronal tyrosine-phosphorylated phosphoinositide-3-kinase adaptor 2 (gene NYAP2). The record is from RefSeq and is a predicted model, not a curated record. Gene Ontology annotation, biological process: phosphatidylinositol 3-kinase/protein kinase B signal transduction; neuron projection morphogenesis. NCBI's taxonomy places the organism in Eukaryota, Metazoa, Chordata, Mammalia, Artiodactyla, Delphinidae.
GCUAUGCAGGGAGGGUGGAAGCAAAAUUGAUAUCAAAUAAGGGUAUCAAACUGAGAUCUGAAUGUUCCGUUUAAGUUGUUGCUCAUUUUCAUUAGCCAUGCCAGGGGUGAAAGCUUAUGACUUAAACAUCCUCGGUAGUAAGAACAUUUAUUUUUGAUGGAUUUAUAUUCCUCUUCUUCAUAAAGGCUGAAUUAGUGUUGUAGUGGCUAUAAAUGAAGGGGUUUCUUUAUCCUCUUCUCAUUUUAUUAUUUACUAAUCAGACUUCGGCUCAGAUAGAUAAAAGAGAGAGGUUCUGUUGCCUAGAUGUGAGGCCUUUAAUGAGGAUGGGAAGCCCCAGGGAGCCGAAAUCUGAAGUAGAACGGUGCUGCUUUCGGGUUUCUUGUCAUUUCUUCAGUUGCUUCUCCUCCCUUUUCCAAUGGGCCUAGUGAGCGGGAACUAUCCAGGGUGCUAGAACGCUGGCAGCUUUGCCGUUCAAUGCAGACGGAUUGCAGAAACAGACAAGAAAGAUUACUGCUUAUUUCAGAAGAAUAUAAUCAAUGAGGCAACUUAGCCAGCCUGGGUGAUUGCUUCGAGUCUUGUAAUUAUCUGUGUAGCAAAGUGGGUAAAAUUAUUCAAUUUCUUCCCUGCUGGACCUAGAAGGAGAGGGGCUGUGUGUUCAUCCCCACCCAUUAGCUAUGCCUUCUUUUCUCUGAAUGUCGAUUUAAGGAAGCAAGCACCUGUCUUCUGCCACCGCAUCUUCCUAGCAAACUUUAAAGGCCAUUUUAUCUGAUAGGAAGAACAUCAAGAAUGCUCUGAUCUCUAGUGAUGAAGAAUCUGGGAGUGGACACUUUUCCCAUCCAGGUACAAUGCACUUUAAUUGAAGAAAAACUGAGCUGAACUACAAGUCUAUUUCUUAUGGUGCUGGAUUACUCCUACAGAACUGCCCUGAGAUCAGCCGCGAGAGAGGGCUCUGACAGACACAAGUCACCUUCUGAAUAUUGCACUUAGCUGUCCCUGGGGACUUAAAUUUUGGAAGUGUUCCUUUUCACAUGAAAUCCUCCAGGAUGAUGAGUUCUAAUCCUGAGGAAGACCCUCUGGACACAUUUCUCCAGUAUAUUGAGGAUAUGGGGAUGAAGGCCUACGACGGAUUGGUUAUUCAGAAUGCAUCGGACAUUGCGCGAGAAAAUGAUCGCUUGAGAAAUGAAACAAACCUGGCCUACUUGAAGGAAAAGAAUGAAAAACGCCGAAGACAAGAAGAAGCAAUAAAACGCAUAGGUGGAGAAGUAGGGCGAGGCCACGAAGGAACUUACGUGGGCAAACACUUCCGCAUGGGAUUCAUGACGAUGCCCGCUCCUCAGGACAGGCUGCCCCAUCCUUGCUCCAGUGGCUUCUCUGUGAGGUCGCAGUCGCUGCACUCGGUCGGGGGCACAGACGAUGACAGCAGCUGUAGCUCCCGGAGACAACCACCCCCCAAGCCCAAGAGGGACCCCAGCACCAAGCUGAGCACGUCGUCCGAGACGGUCAACAGCACGGCAGCCAGUAAGAGCGGGAAAGGCCCCGAGCGGAACGAAGUGUCAGCGAAGCCAAGACCCCACAGUGAUGAAUAUUCAAAGAAGAUUCCUCCUCCAAAACCAAAACGGAAUCCAAACACUCAGCUCAGCACUUCUUUUGACGAAACAUAUGUCAAGAAGCACGUGCCCCGGAGGACCUCACUCCCUCGGGACCCCUCCCUCUCCCAGGUCAGCAGCCCCUCAGGGGGCCCCGAGGAGGAGGAACCCGUGUAUAUUGAGAUGGUGGGGAACAUUCUCAGAGACUUCCGGAAAGACGACGACGACCAGAGUGAGGCCGUCUACGAAGAAAUGAAAUACCCCAUUUUUGACGACUUAGGUCAAGACUCAAAGUGUGACCUUGACCAUCACAGUUGUUCUUCGCAGUGUGCUACUCCCACGGUGCCUGACUUGGACUCGGCCAAGUCCUCAGUGCCAUGUACCCCGAAGGGUUUGCUCUGUGACAUUCCUCCGCCCUUUCCCAACCUGCUUUCUCAUAGACCCCCGCUGCUGGUGUUCCCCCCGGCCCCUGUGCAGUGCUCCCCCAACUCUGAUGAGUCUCCGCUCACCCCCCUGGAGGUCACAAAGCUUCCUGUGUUGGAAAACGUGUCUUAUAUGAAACAGCAAGCCGGGGCGUCACCAUCCUCCUUGCCGUCCCAGGCCUCCGGCCACCCUAAACUGGAGAAAGACCAGGCAGGAGCCCUGGGACCCGUUCCUGCUGCCUCGGUUCUCUCCUCGUCCCCUCCCCCGCCUUCCACUCUAUACCGAACGCAGUCUCCCCACGGCUACCCCAAAAGUCACUCUGCCUCUCCGUCACCCGUUAGCAUGGGCAGGUCCCUGACCCCGCUCAGCCUCAAAAGGCCCCCGCCCUACGAUGCCGUGCAUUCAGGCAGCCUCUCCAGGAGCUCUCCAUCAGUGCCUCAUUUGACCCCCAGACCGGUGUCGCAAGAUGGGAGCAAGAUGGUCAAUGCCUCGGUCAAUACCUACGGGUCGGCUCCGAGCGGUUCCCGGUCCAGAACACCCACGAGUCCUUUGGAGGAACUAACCAGCCUCUUUACCUCGGGACGCAGCCUGCUGAGGAAGUCGUCCAGCGGCCGCCGCCCUAAAGAACCUGCAGAAAAAUCAGCAGAGGAGCUGAAAGUUCGGAGCCACAGCACGGAACCAAUACCAAAGUUGGACAACAAAGAGAGAGGACAUCAUGGGGCAUCUUCCUCCAGAGAGCCUAUCAAAGCUCAGGAAUGGGAUGGAACACCUGGGCCACCUGUGGUCACCAGUAGACUGGGAAGAUGCUCUGUGAGCCCCACCUUGCUAGCAGGAAACCACAGCUCAGAACCGAAAGUAAGCUGCAAACUAGGCCGGUCUGCGUCCACAUCAGGUGUGCCCCCUCCAUCCGUUACUCCUCUCAGGCAAGCCAGUGACCUGCAACAGAGCCAGGUGGCAUGCAUGCAGUGGUUUCAUGGAGACCAUACAAUGCUUGAGAUGAUUGAGAAAAAACGUUGCUUGUGCAAGGAAAUAAAAGCUAGACAGAAAACGGAAAAGGGCCUUUGCAAACAGGAUAGCAUGCCUAUCCUACCCAGCUGGAAGAAGAAUGCAGGUACAAAGAAGUACAGCCCUCCACCCUAUUCUAAACAGCAAACGGUAUUCUGGGACACUGCCAUAUGACUGUGUGCAGGAUGGCGUGAGCUCCACAUUAUUUAGCACGAAGAGGGAGGUCGACUCGGUCAUGUGAUAAGUAACUGUUACAUAUCGUCUCAGUCAAAAUGGAAUGCCAGUGGUUCCCUGGAAAACCCAUGGGAAGCUGUGCCUAUUCGUGGCUAGUUCAAGAUAAAAUCCAUAUUUCCUUGCAUUUAAGGCACACUUAUUUAUCAUGGAUUAUUUUGAAUCCAGAAGAUAUUAAGAUGUAAAUAUUUUACUAGUUUAUGGAUGACACCUGAAAUAAUACACAUUAUACGUAUAUAAAUGAUAGAAAUAUCAAGAGUUUUACUAUAUGAUACAAUUUCUGUAUUAACUGGUUUGUUAUCUUUUUUAUAUGUCCCUUGAUGCCUUUUAUUAUUAAUUUUUGCAUUUAAAAUGUUUCUUUCUGCCCACCUUUUGUUUCUGUACACGAGCUCACAGAUAGGUUAUGUUCAAUCACACAAUAUAUGAUCUGGUGCUAGCAAUGUAGAAGUUGAAUAUCAUAUUCAUUAGGAACAUCUGUUGCUUUGUACGUUUUUAAGGGUUUGACAGGAAACGAAUGCCAAUGUGAUGCUGAAUUUGGACGUCCACAUUACAUCAACACCAAUAUUUUUGCUACAUUGGCUUUAUAAGAAUUUCUCUCCAGUAUCAUCUUGUUUAUACUAAGCAAUGGUUAGUCAGACUCCAGAGAAAGUUAAUAGGAUAUAUUUGGACAUCCCAGCAGAAAACAUUUCCUUCAGAAAUGACUUUAGGGACACAUGUCCUUCCAUCAUUGAUUUGAUUGGAGGAGACCAGGGUUCACUGUGAUAAUGGAAGGAACAAGGAAUCAAAGGUUAAACAGCACAACUGCUUUCAAGAGGGUGGGACCAGUGGCAUUAGAGCCACUGCUAUCACUAUUUUUGAGUAACUUUUCAUGUGUAUGUUUGUUUCCCCUAGAAAAUGACCAAUAUACAUUCAACCAGAUGAGUUUACAUGUUUUAGUAUACUAAAAUGCCAAUCUUUCUCAAAAUUUAGGUUCACAAAUGGAGUAGUAUUUCAUGUUAAUUUUUCAAAUUAGUUAUUACCAUAUUUUGGGGGUGUAAUCUUCUGUGCAUGUUCAUCAUACCCAUUCUUACUGAUGAUGACACCAUGACCAAAGAAUUAUGACCAAUUGUUUAUCUUAUUUUGUUUCAAGGAAGAAACAGGAAAUGCAGGGGAUGGGAGAUGGGGUGGAUUCAAUUUUAUGUGGUGGUAAAAUUUAAGUUAAAUAAAUCAUAUAUAUCUUUUAAGAGUAACUUGUUAGUUGACUAUAAAUAUCCCCACGGAUGAAUAAAAAGGAAACUAUCACAUAUAUUUUGUAUAUUUAAAUUACUAUUUAUGCUUCCUAAAAUGGACAGUAUGUGAUUCUUCUUUAACAAUCAAUUUAGUAUUAUAUUUCUGAGAGAAAAGGUACGUGUUUGAAGUUAUUGUCAUCGUGGUUUUCCUUGUAAGGGUUUUGACAGCAAUAGUACAAUGCUGCUCAAUAUAACCAAAUAUAACAGGAGGUAGGGAAUUUUUGUAAUCUAUAUUGCUAAGGAGCUAGUAAUGCUUUAGCAGUAAUAGUUUCUUUCGAGCCUUUGAAAUGUUAUAAAAUAAUUUUUUAAUAUUUUAUAAUUAAUGUAUAUUUUGAUGUCCUACUAGAAUUCUGAAAGAAUAAGGAAAAUAAGGUAAGUGGGAGCAUGUAUAUCUGUUAUGUGUGCCUGUGUACACGUGAAUGAGUACUCAGUGGGGGAACUGUGUACACUAAAUGCUUAUUGAAGUUUUAGUUUUGCUUGUAUCACCGAGGUGGUAAAAAAAAAAAAAGAGCAGAGUCACAAGUACAGGAAAUCACGGAGAGAUCUUAAGUAGCUUAAAUAAAUCCUGCUGCCAUGUUUCACCAGUUAUAGAUUAUGGUUCAAAUCCAACAAUCAAUGGAGUACAAAUCUAGGAGUGAUAAAAAUGUGUUAAGGUAAAAUCAUAAUUGAAAUAAAAUGUGUUUAUGAGCCAAGUUGUUAUCCUCAUUUAAGUUAUUAUGACCACAUAUGCUCAAGCCAAUGAAUCAGAUAUAUAUGUCAUCAAUUCUCAGCAUCUUUAUGAUGAUCUUGAUAUAUAUAUAUAUAUAUAUAUAUCUCAGACUCAAUAUGAUAAUGAUUAGAUAAUUCCCUUGAAAUUUAUAUUUUGGUAAUAAAUGCAAGUGUGUUUUUCAAAUGCCAAUCUUUCCCAUAUCUAUCUGAAUUAGACAGAAGAUACUUUUUAGUACUGGCCACUUGUCAAGAAGGAAACAGAGUCACUAAAAUGAUUUGUGUUGGAUUCAGCCAUUUCCAUUUGUUCUGCCAAACUCAUACUGCUGCCAGGUUUCAUACACUCCUUUUCAAGCAAGUUAUUUUCUGAGAAGGUAACCUGUUUGAAAAUCUGACCUUAGGCAACCAUUUCCACUUAUUUUCUCCAAAUCUUGCUUUCCAUGGGAAGUUAUGGAAAGAUCUGAUAUUUGACUCAAGAAAUGAUAUUCUAUACCUAUAAGACUGUCCAUUGUGGUUUAUUUAGUCUAUGUGGCAAUAGCCAUUCUAUGAUUAAUUUCCUUUUUGUGUAGCAUUUCUUUAUGUGGAGAAAAAAGAGGUCAUUAGGACAGAGAGAAAAAUAAAGUUACUCUCUAGUGGCAACUAAUUAGGACACUUCAUCCUGUAAAUUUGGUCAGAUGAUCAAAAGUUCCACCUGCACCCAGAACACUAUGGAAUGAUAAAGCUCAUAAUUUUUUAGCAGUGUCAAAGAACAAAUCAUAUCAUUGCAUGGUUAUCAAGUUGAAAGAGCUCAGACCUAUAAAAAUUAUCUUUUCACAGCAAAUUUUAUAGAAACAGAAUUUUAUUGGCUGACAGCAAGAUGCUUUUAUAUGUGAAAACUUCUUAGAAGAGACACAAUUGUUUUAGAAUUGAUGGAAGGGAAAAAGCAAAUCCUGCUUUUCUGUCUCAGAGCCAGCAUCUUCUGAGGUAUAACAGGAGUUCUUUAUAUAAAUGUUGCCAAACUUUCCCUUGUGUUUAUGGAGUGGAAGCAAGUUUGGAGUGGAAAGUGAUUGAUUUGUGUAAAGGUUAAUGUCACCCAUAAAAAAUAGUCGUGAAAGUGAAACAAAACAAAACAUUAAGAGGUUAAAAUGUGUAGUUAAGAAUACACACACUCACAUACAUGGUAAUUAAAUGGAUACAAGCAGAUACAACUUCACUUUUCAAAACAGUGACAUCGGGACUUCAGAGACCCCAAGGUUCCACAGAGUUUUCUUUGAAUGCUUCCGGAGAGUAGAGAAACAUUUUUCUUACUACCUUUUCCUUAGGCCUCACCCUUAUAUCCAAGGUAAUUUGACUCUUAAGAGCAAGUUGGGUGAUCAAAUUAAUAAAACUAAACGACCCUAUUGCUUCAUUGUUUUAAUUAAAUAAGACAUCAGAACAAUGCACAUACAAUGCAAUUUCAAUAUUACUUAUAUGUUAAGGUGGAUCGCUUGCCUCAAAUACAAAAGAACUUGUAAGCUAAUCAUGGCUACCUAUAAAAUGAAGGAAAAAUUCCUGUGAUUUAAGUAGCAAGUAAUCUGAGAUGAGAGAGAAUUCACCCUUGCAAAGAAGUAGAAGUUGAAUAGAAUAGCAAUUCACAAUUCAUUGUGUCCCAGACUUAAACUGAAGUGAAAGAAAAAUAAUACCUAUGUACUUAAGAUUAACUGGCUAAAUCUUCCUUGUAAGGGAAAAUAGAUAUCUAACUCUAGAAUGUGAACAAUUUGUUUUUAAUCCAUUAUUCAUUUAACAGUUCAUUAUUGAGCAACUUAUAUAUCAGUUAUUUUAAAACAUUUCUGAAGCAUUUGGCAUUAAGCCUUCAAAAAGAUGUGGUCCCUGCCUUCAAAGAGCUUUAUUAUGCAACCAUUAAUAUUUUCAAAACAAAGCUUUUAGGAAGAUAUACAGUAUCACAUACGUUUGACAUCUCUUAUGUGUUUAUAUAUGGUACUCUUUUUUUCAGAUCAAGUGUAUAGUCAAAAUAAAAUGCUAAACAUAUUAAAGUUGAUGUCUAAGUAUAAAAUAUGUUUAUGUGCAAGCCUCUAUAUGUACACAUAGGAUAUGUACUGCUGUCUAUAUAAAUCAGUAAAAGGAUAACAAGUUUUUCCAUGUUGGACUUUGAACAUUGUGGCUUGGGGUUUGGAUUGAUUUAAAACCCUUUGAUAUUUGGGUCAAUUACACUGUAGCAAAAUGUGUGUAAUCUGGGAAAAAUGUCUCAUAAUAUUUCCCUUUAAAUGUUACAAAGGUUCAAAUUUAAGGGAAAACAUCUUUACAGAAAUAUCGUUGGAUCUAUCUCAACUAAACCUGUAUGAAAUCCUUUUGAAGUUUUCAAUUGUUCCCAAAUAUGACCGGGUUUGCCCACCCUCAAAGCAUCUACAUUUACACAUGUAUACACCCACAUACAGUAUACAUACUGUAUAUAAUAUAUAUGAAAAUGUUUAGUAUGCACUUCUUUUGUUUGAAACUCCUUCAGUUAACAUUUAUAGUGUAGCAAUUUGUGUCAAGUGCACUGUGAUUAUAAAAAACAAAGCACAGUAAAGUCACAGGUCUUGUUAUCUUGCACUAAAAACGUGUUCACGUAUUUAGCAAUUGUAUGUUUACUUUCUUGUUCUUUUCAAGAAAUGGAAACAAAUAGCUAUUGAGAAAAUGAUAUCAAAUAAUAUGUUUUUUAGUGGUAAUGGCACUACAUUUUUAAAAGACAGGGUUUUUAAAAGAAACCAUUUAACAUCCAUUCCAACAUCACGUUUACUGUAUUUAAAAAUCUGAAUGUUGUAUUGCAUUUUUCAUUACUCAUUAAAAAUGUCAGGUAUGUGCCUGAAAAGUUGUGCAAAUGAGCAUUAGAUAACAGAUUUCUCUACUAAUGUGUUGUUAGCCAUUUCUAUAUACAUAAUAAUAUAAACACUGAUGUUUUAAUUUCUUUUAAUUUUUGUACUUGAUUUUUUCAGGUAACAUGUAAUUAUAAAUGUACUUUGAUACUCCUGAAGUAACCAGAUAUUGUUUUAAAACAAAUUGUUUUCUUUAGUGCAUUGGCAAUAUUUUGCAAUACUUUUGUGCUUAUUUAUUUGUGCUCCCGUGUAAUUAUAAU